AUGACUUCUGGAUUCGCCUCCCUGACCACCCAGCAGCUGAUUGAAGACUUGCCAACCGAAAUCGAAAAAGCAUCGACGCGCAUUGCAUCCCACGUUCUUCAAACUCCACUUUUGGAGUCGCCGUAUCUGGGUGGAGGAACCUGCCGCGUCUUUCUCAAAUUGGAAAGUGAGCAAGUAACGGGAUCCUUCAAGGCUCGUGGAUCUUUGAACAAGAUACUAUCGUUGCCGUCCACUGGUACCGGUACAACGACGCUCGUGACAUCCAGUACGGGCAACCAUGCCCAAGGUUUUGCACGAGCUGUGGGAAUCUUGGAGCAGAGGGGUAGCAGUGAUAGUGGUAGCAUGAGAGGUAUCAUUUACAUGCCGGAAACGGCACAACCGGCCAAAAUCAACGCGGUUCGACAAUGCUACCCUCACAUAAAACUAGAGUUUUAUGGUCAAGAUUGUUCGAAUACCGAAGAAUAUGCCCUCAAAAUGGCUCAGGAACACAAUAAUUACAUUUACGUUCCACCCUACAAUGACGUGCAUGUUAUUGCUGGACAGGGGACCGUCGGUUUGGAGAUUCUGGAACAAUCAUCACGACAAGCUGCAAUGAUCGACGUGGUUUUUGUCUGCAUUGGAGGAGGUGGACUCAUUAGUGGAGUAGCCGCCUACUUGAAGGCAAAACGUCCCGGAGUCAAGAUUGUGGGAUGUCAACCGGAGCGGUCGCCCGAAAUGUACCUCAGUGUUCAAAAGGGAGAACUGGUGUAUUUGGACAAUCCACAACCGACUCUGUCGGACGGAUCGGCGGGAGGGAUCGAAUCCGGAUCCGUCACAUUUCCCAUUUGUCAAGACCUUGUAGAUGACUACGUCCUGGUAUCGGAAGAGGAAAUUGCCGCGGCAAUUCGAUGGAUGGUGGACAAGCAUCAUAAAAUUAUAGAAGGUGCGGCCGGAGUGGCGUUGGCGGCCUUUCAAAAGAGUAUCCAGGCCAAGCCGCACGAGUACGAGGGGAAGAAUGUGGCCAUUGUCAUUUGUGGAUCCAACAUUGGAACGGAGGCUCUCACAACAAUCUUGACGACGACACCAGCAAAAGGAGAAGAAUCAUGA
Messenger RNA from Seminavis robusta, 1086 nucleotides. The record is from the annotation of a GenBank genome assembly. Lineage: Eukaryota; Bacillariophyta; Bacillariophyceae; Naviculales; Naviculaceae.